Molecule: messenger RNA, 194 nt
Organism: Cetraspora pellucida
Lineage: Eukaryota; Fungi; Glomeromycota; Glomeromycetes; Diversisporales; Gigasporaceae
Source: the annotation of a GenBank genome assembly
CAAAAUAUCCUAAUGAGACAGAGCAUAAUAAUAUUUUAAACUUGAUCUUAGAAAAUAAUUCACAAGAAACUGAUGAAACUACUUCGGAAAUUUCUACAACUAUUUCUAAUAAAAGUAGUUCAAAUAAGCAAAAUGAAAAAUUAGAACAGCUACUUUUAAAAGCAACUGUUUCAUGUGGUUUAGCUUUUUCUUAG